CGCCCAAAGAAAGUGACACCUUGGAACUUUGUUUUGGCUCCAGGUGUGAUGGAGCAUGCAACAAAACUAAAAUGGUGGAGAUAACAAGAAACUUCGAAGAGUGAAGAUAUGAAUAUAUAUUUGUGUACACUAGAACUAGAACACUACUGCCAGUGUCAAUUUUAUUCGUAGUUUGGUAGAGAAGAUGGCGCAGAAGCUGAGUUAUCUUCCGCUUUCUCUUCCUUUGUUAUGUUUUCUUGUGUUGAUGAUGAAUUCAGGGGAGCUGAGGGUUUGCAGCCUUGAUCAAAAGUUUAGCAGAGAUGAUUUUCCGAGUGACUUUGUUUUUGGUUCUGGGACUUCUGCUUAUCAGGUUGAAGGAGCAGCAUUUGAAGAUGGAAAAAAGCCUAGCAUUUGGGAUAACUUCUCUCAUUCUGGCAAUUGGCAAGGAGACAAUGGAGACAUAGCAUGUGAUGGAUAUCACAAGUACAAGGAAGAUGUUCAACUUAUGAUGGACACAGGACUGGAGGCCUACAGGUUUUCUAUCUCAUGGUCAAGACUUAUCCCUAAUGGAAGAGGACUUGUCAACCCAAAGGGCUUACAAUAUUACAACAAUGUCAUUGAUGAACUUAUUGGCCAUGGAAUACAGCCCCAUGUAACUUUAUCCCAUUUUGAUCUACCACAAGUACUGGAGGAUGAAUAUGAGGGAUGGCUUAGCAGAAAAGCAGUGAGAGACUUCACUGCUUAUGCUAAUGUGUGCUUCAGAGAAUUUGGUGAUAGAGUUUUUCACUGGACUACUUUUAAUGAGGCCAAUAUGGUUGCGAUGGCUGGUUAUGAUAUGGGAAUGAUGCCACCAGGUCGCUGCUCUAUUUCUUUAUUCGGAUCAAAUUGCGACAAAGGCAACUCGUCAUAUGAGCCCUACACAGUUGCCCAUAAUAUGCUGCUUGCACAUGCAUCAGCUGCAAGGCUCUACAAGAAAAAAUACAAGGCUGCACAGCAAGGUUCCAUCGGAAUAAAUGUUUUCUCCUACUGGUUUGUUCCUUACUCGAAUUCAGUGGCAGAUGUGAUUGCAACUCAAAGAGCCAAUGAGUUUUAUGUUGGUUGGAUUGUAAAUCCGUUGGUUUUUGGUGACUAUCCUGGCAUAGUCAAGAAGAAUGCUGGAACACGAAUUCCUGCCUUCACAAACGCUGAAUCCAAAUAUCUCAAGGGUUCAAUUGACUUUCUUGGAGUGAACCAUUAUGCGACUACCUACAUCAAGGACCGAUCCAGCUCCCUUGAUACUGAUAACAGGGACAUAAUGGCAGAUAUGGCAAUAGAAAUGGCAUUUGGACGUAAUCAAGAUGGGAGGUCUCCAUAUAAGGGUCUUCAGGAACUUCUGGAAUACUUGAAGCACGUAUACAAGGAUACUUCGAUAUACAUUCAUGAAAAUGGUAAGGCAACUCCAAGUACAGGCUCGUUGAAUGAUACGUCGAGGGUGGAACUUAUGCAAGGCUUUAUUGGUAGCAUGCUGGAUGCAUUAAGGAAUGGAGCAAAUGUAAAAGGGUAUUUCAGUUGGUCAUUCUUAGAUGUUUUUGAGAUCAUGAUUGGGUCAAAAUUUGGCCUGUAUUAUGUGGAUUUUGAUGAUAAGGACCGGAGAAGAUACCCUAAGCUCUCCGCGUACUGGUACUCCAGUUUCUUGAACGGGAGAAACAAGAACAAAUACAAUGUGGUUGAAAUCAAAGAUAUAAGUCUUGACUCCCAACAAUCUUACAUCUCCUAGUAAUGUUCCAUCAGGCUACAUUGAAACAAGGGGUUAGAUGAACAGAAGCACAUUCACCUUGGACAUUUAUAUAUUGAACUCUUGUUUGAAUCCAUUGAAAUAUUAUAGUAGUAUCACUAUUCAUAAAGGAUCAGGGGAAGUGCCGAAAUUGCUCCAGGGUUCAAAUCUAUGAUAUUCAUCCAUAUGCAAAUUUAUUUUUUUCCAUUGAUA
Daucus carota subsp. sativus is the source of this 1945-nucleotide messenger RNA. RefSeq names its product beta-glucosidase 11. The record is from RefSeq and is a predicted model, not a curated record. Gene Ontology annotation, biological process: carbohydrate metabolic process. The coding region runs from base 185 to 1735 and encodes 516 amino acids. Gene Ontology annotation, molecular function: beta-glucosidase activity. Lineage: Eukaryota; Viridiplantae; Streptophyta; Magnoliopsida; Apiales; Apiaceae. The transcript has 13 exons.